UCCCUCCCUCCCUCCAUGGCGGCGGCGCCCAUGGAGCUCCUCUCCUCCAAGCUCCUCCGCUCCACCCUCCGCCUCCCCACCCCACCCCUCCCCUCCCCUUCCUCCUCCUCCUCCUCGCGCCGCCGCCGCUCCUCCUCCACCCCCAUCCACUGCCGCCUCACCACCUCCUCUCCCACCACCACGACCACCACCACCACCCAAGAAGGUGGCGACCUCUCCUCCCUCCUCUCCGCCCCCACCGCCGACGACGCGGCGGCGGGGAGGAAGAAGCGGUCGAGCAGCGGCGCGUCCAGCAUCCCCUCCGGGGUGCGGCUGGAGGGCGUCUCCAAGUCCUACAAGGGGGUGACCGUGCUGAGCGACGUUUCUUGGGAGGUGCAGCGCGGCGAGAAGGUGGGGCUCGUCGGCGUCAACGGCGCCGGCAAGACGACGCAGCUCCGCAUCAUCGCCGGGCUGGAGGAGCCCGACGGCGGCAGCGUCGUCAAGGCCAAGGACAACAUGAGGAUCGCCUUCCUCAGCCAGGAGUUCGAGGUGUGCGCGUCGCGGACCGUCCGGGAGGAGUUCCUCAGCGCGUUCCAGGAGGAGAUGGAGGUCAAGUCCCGCCUCGACAGGGUGCAGGCCGCGCUGGAGGGCGCCACCGACGACAUGGACCUCAUGGGCAGGCUCCUCGACGAGCUCGACCUGCUGCAGCGCCGCUCCCAGGACGUCGACCUCGACAUGGUCGACGUCAAGGUCCAGAAGCUCAUGCCCGAGCUCGGCUUCGCGCCCGAGGACGCCGACCGCCUCGUCGCCUCCUUCAGCGGCGGCUGGCAGAUGAGGAUGUCGCUCGGCAAGAUUCUUCUUCAGGAUCCUGAUUUGCUGCUACUUGAUGAGCCUACAAAUCAUGUCGAUUUGGAUACCAUUGAGUGGCUAGAGAGCUACCUUAAGACGCAAGAAGUGCCGAUGGUCAUCAUAUCUCAUGACAGGGCUUUUCUGGACCAGUUGUGCACAAAGAUAGUGGAGACUGAAUUUGGCGUGUCCAAAACGUACAAGGGAAACUAUUCAGAAUAUGUUUUGGCAAAGGCAAUUUGGGUGGAGACUCAGUAUGCUGCAUGGGAGAAGCAGCAGAAGGAAAUUGAGCAGACAAAGGAGCUGAUAAACAGACUUGGGGCUGGAGUUAACGCAGGGCGUGCGUCGAGUGAGCAGAAGAAAUUGGAAAAGCUUGAAAAAGAAGGGUUGAUCGAGAAACCUUUCCAAAGGAAGCAGUUGAAGAUCAGAUUUCCAGAGCGCGGGAGAAGUGGUAGAACUGUAUUGACAUUAAGGAAUCUUGAAUUUGGAUUUGGGGAAAAGAAAUUAUUCAAUAACGCAAAUCUAAUAGUCGAGAGAGGUGAAAAGAUAGCCAUUAUUGGCCCCAAUGGAUGUGGGAAAAGCACUUUACUUAAGCUUAUUUUGGGGAUGGAGAAGCCGCAAGGAGGUGAAGUACUUCUUGGGGAGCACAAUGUCUUGCCUAAUUAUUUUGAGCAAAAUCAGGCGGAAGCACUUGAUUUGGAGAAAACUGUGCUGGAUACUGUAGCAGAAGCUGCAGAGGAUUGGAAAAUUGAUGAGAUCAAAGGUCUCCUUGGUCGUUGCAACUUUAGGGAUGACAUGUUAGAUAGAAAGGUUCAAUUCUUAAGUGGUGGAGAGAAGGCGAGGCUUGCCUUUUGCAAGUUCUUGGUCACUCCAUCUACUUUAUUGAUAUUGGAUGAACCAACAAAUCACCUUGAUAUUCCAUCAAAAGAAAUGCUUGAGGAGGCAAUUUCAGAAUACACAGGCACUGUUAUAACAGUUUCUCAUGACCGUUAUUUCGUAAAGCAAAUGGUUAACAGAGUUAUUGAAGUGAAAGAUCAGACUAUUCAGGACUAUCAAGGAGAUUACAAUUAUUACCUUGAAAGGAAUCUUGAGGCAAGGGAGAGAGAACUGGCACGUGAGGAAGAGCUUGAGGAGAAAGCCCCCAAAGUAAAAGCCAAGUCAAAAAUGUCAAAGGCAGAGAAAAUUGCCCGGAAGAAGCAGAAGAUGCAGGCAUUCCAGCAAAGCAAGCAAAAAUCGAAAUCGCUGAAAAAUGCAAAGAGGUGGAAGUAAGGUUACCUCCUGAUUCAUGGGGUUGGGGGGUGUCCACUGUGCCAUAUACCCCAUUUGCAACACCGGUGCCAAGGCAGGCUCAUGGCCUGCUGUAAUGCUAUAUACUCCAUAUACCUCUAGCAACUGGUGUACAUACAUCAGGAAUGAAGUAAUCCUAUUAGCAGUAGCAUCAUAGGAGACCAAAAUGCUGUAACUAAGCAAGAAAUCAUACAUGACCUUGUACAUAAUGCAGGCAGUUUCUGAUGGGAGGCAUGCUUCAUUUUGUGUCAAAUAGCAAUACCAUUCUUGUUCUUCCAGAUUUCACCCAUACGGAGGAACCACACAUUGUAUAAAGCCAGUGCUGCUGGGCAAUUCUACUAUGAUGUAAAGCUUGUACUGAUUGGUUACACUAUGGAGAUAAAGGAAGCAGAUCAAAAUGGUCUAGAUUUUGUC
Oryza brachyantha (malo sina) is the source of this 2526-nucleotide messenger RNA. RefSeq names its product ABC transporter F family member 5-like. Gene Ontology annotation, molecular function: ATP binding; ATP hydrolysis activity. The coding region runs from base 16 to 2094 and encodes 692 amino acids. NCBI's taxonomy places the organism in Eukaryota, Viridiplantae, Streptophyta, Magnoliopsida, Poales, Poaceae. The transcript is spliced from 9 exons. The record is from RefSeq and is a predicted model, not a curated record.